AUGGAAUUGCUUCCGAACGUGGACCGGCUGAGAGAGCUCGCUUUUGCGGGUCAGUUUGAGUACGUUAUGGAUCGCGAUUCCGAUACGAUUGAUAAUGCUGAUGGGGGAACCGACGAAGUCAAACUCGCUGAGGUUUAUGCGUUGGAAGUGUACCGCGAAGAAAUUCGUCGUGCAGAGCUUCUUAUGCUGGAUGAAGCGGUUGCUAUGAGUUUCCAUUCGAAGGAUGAGCACAAGCUAUUGAACCCGGACACGAUUGAUCUGGACAGUUACAGUGAAGACGAAGGCUUUGUGCUGAUCGCUGACGAUGAGGAGGAAUCCAAGCCACCGCCAAAUUGCACGUGCUGUUGCGCACCCGUUCAAAACGAGAGCGAUCGUCGCAUUUUAUCCUGCGGCCACCUAUACUGUACGAAGUGCAUCGCGACGCGCUGUCGAAUGGGUGUGCGCGAUCGCUCGAUGGUACCUGCCCAUUGUUGCCAACGAGAGUUUCCAUCUGAUUAUGUGGUUGAAGUAUUGAAUACGAACGAGUUGAUCACCUACGAGCGGUUUUUGAAAGAAAAGCCCUGGCAAACACUGGAUCUUGAGUCGGACCGCGAGUAUGCCAAAGUGGUGCAAUUGAAUCAUGCAGUGCAGUGUCCUGGUUGUGGCGUGGGAGUGCAAAAAGUGUCGGGAUGCAAUCACAUGACGUGCUUAAACGGUCAUCAGUUUUGCUUCUUGUGCACCAAGAAGUGGAAAACGUGUGCUUGCAACAACUAA
Messenger RNA from Peronospora matthiolae, 753 nucleotides. Lineage: Eukaryota; Oomycota; Peronosporomycetes; Peronosporales; Peronosporaceae. The record is from the annotation of a GenBank genome assembly.